Molecule: messenger RNA, 1743 nt
Organism: Nilaparvata lugens (brown planthopper)
Lineage: Eukaryota; Metazoa; Arthropoda; Insecta; Hemiptera; Delphacidae
Gene: TfIIB
Product: transcription initiation factor IIB
Exons: 7
Coding region: 318-1265 (315 amino acids)
Biological process (GO): transcription preinitiation complex assembly; transcription initiation at RNA polymerase II promoter
Cellular component (GO): transcription preinitiation complex; nucleus
Molecular function (GO): RNA polymerase II general transcription initiation factor activity; TBP-class protein binding
Source: RefSeq, a predicted model, not a curated record
UGGUAAAGGGUAAAACAUCUUUGGUUAGUUUCGUUGCAUUUACAGUUUACAGCUGAUGAAGUGAUAAUCGUCUUCCAAUUUUAUUGUUCCAGUUAGCACUUAGCAGAUGUGUUUAGAUUGAAAAACUGUUUACAUUUUUCCUUUUUUACUGUUAAAAAGCUUAGUUUUUCUCUUAAAUUCUUUUGUUGUAAUUGUUCAUCAACCUACUGACAAAUCAUAAAAUAAACACAAAAAAGCAAUAAGUAGUUCAUAACCUUGGAAAUAGAGAAAUUGUAGGUUUAUCAAAGGUGUAGGCCAAUUGCCUACCGUCUUGCAUUAUGGCUAGUUCUUCCAGAUAUGAUACUAAUAAACUGUGCUGCAGUUCUCACCCUGAUGCUCCAUUAAUUGAAGAUUACCGUGCCGGUGAUCAAAUCUGUUCAGAAUGUGGACUGGUAGUUGGUGAUCGAGUGAUCGAUGUCGGCUCGGAGUGGAGAACAUUCAGCAACGAGAAGAGCGGUGACGACCCGUCUCGUGUCGGUGGGCCGGAGAACCCACUGCUCAAUGGCUGCGAUCUCUCCACCAUGAUUGGCCCGGGAAGAGGUGAUGCCUCAUUCGACGAAUUUGGCAUCUCAAAGUAUCAGAAUCGUAGAACUAUGAGCAGUUAUGACAGAUCUCUGAUUAAUGCCUUCAAAGAAAUAAAUAGCAUGGCUGACAGAAUCAAUCUGCCGAAAACGAUCGUCGACAGAGCAAACAAUUUGUUCAAACAGGUGCACGACGGCAGAAGCCUGAAAGGCAGGUCCAAUGACGCCAUCGCGUCGGCUUGUCUCUACAUUGCUUGCAGGCAGGAGGGAGUGCCAAGAACAUUCAAGGAAAUUUGUGCUGUGAGCAAAAUUAGUAAAAAAGAAAUUGGACGAUGCUUUAAGUUGAUCCUCAAAGCUCUACAAACCAGUGUUGAUCUCAUUACCACAGAAGACUUCAUGUCCCGAUUCUGUUCCAAUCUUGGCUUGCCUAAUAUGGUCCAGAGAGCUGCUACGCACAUAGCUCGUAAGGCGGUCGAGAUUGAUAUUGUCCCUGGAAGGUCUCCGAUCUCAGUGGCUGCUGCGGCCAUCUAUAUGGCAUCACAGGCAUCAGAGGAUAAAAGAAGUCAAAAAGAAAUUGGAGACAUAGCCGGUGUUGCAGAUGUAACAAUCCGACAAUCGUACAAACUCAUGUAUCCUCAUGCUGCAAGACUUUUCCCUGAAGACUUCAAGUUUGCUACACCGAUUGAGCAAUUGCCACUGUGGUAGACACACUCUCAUUGCACCAUCAACCCAUCAACCAUCUCAUUCUUUAUUUAUAAGUGCUAAGAGUGUUGUUCUUGACAUUUCACACAAGUGCAUUUGUAUAAAUUGAUUCAACUUAAUAUUAAUAAUGAUUUAUGAAGUUCUUAGUUGUUUGGUGAAAGUAAUAGAUGCUUCGGAAAAGUGCUGUGCCUUCUAGUUGAGCUUGUUUAUAUUAUUAUUAUUCAUUCUGAUGAUGAAUUUUUCUUCUAAAGAUGAACUUUAAUUUCAAUUUUAUUAAGAUUACCGAUUAAGUUUAUAGAAAGAAGGUUUUCUCUCAUCACCGAAAAGUUAUUAUUUUCUUUCAUAUUCAAUUCAGUGUCUUGUACUUGAUUUGGAUGGAUACUAUUUUAUGAAUUUUAAUGAAAACAAAACGCAAUUGAUUUCCAAGCAUCUCAGUUUGGAAUGAGUUUGUAAUUUUAAAUAAACAACUUUCAUAGUCUUA